Poecile atricapillus (Black-capped chickadee) is the source of this 2836-nucleotide messenger RNA. RefSeq names its product endonuclease, poly(U) specific (gene ENDOU). The coding region runs from base 1151 to 2572 and encodes 473 amino acids. The transcript is spliced from 10 exons. Gene Ontology annotation, molecular function: RNA endonuclease activity. NCBI's taxonomy places the organism in Eukaryota, Metazoa, Chordata, Aves, Passeriformes, Paridae. The record is from RefSeq and is a predicted model, not a curated record.
GAUGGGAGCCCGGAGUGGGGAUGAGGGUGGGGAUGGGAGCCCGGAGUGGGGAUGGGAGCCCGGAGUGGGGAUGGGAGCCCGGAGUGGGGAUGGGGUCCCGGCUGCCGGCAGCGGGGCAGCCCCUGGCUCUGCUCCCGGUGGUCCCGGCCUGCGCUGGGGCUGCCCCAGAGCUCGGCCACGGACUCAGAUCCGGCCCCGAGGGGCAGCCGGGCCCCGCUGAGCUCCGGCCAGGUGGGCAAUAGAGGUAUUUUUGUACACACGGCUGCGCUUCCUCUUCUUCUCCGAGCCCGGGGUCACCUGGUGGGGUGGGGAAGGAGCCCCGGCGCCCCCGGUGUGAGCUGGGGAACGGCCCCAGAGCCCCGGAGCAGCCCCGGCGGAGGUGACACAGGUCAGGAAAUGACUGAGGGCUGAGGGAGAAGCCAAAGCCGGCCCUUAUGACACCAAACGCCGCUCCCGUGCCAGCUGACACCGCCCGGGGCACAGCGGGGACCGCUCCCUGCUCCGGGAGGGAUCCCGGGAAUCGCCCCAGCUCCUCAGGAGCUGUUUGGGCUCCGUUCUCACCUGCCCAGGUGGGGGGCACAGGGGAUGAGCCUCUCCUCGGGGGGGACACCCUGUCCUGAGGCAUCGGGGCCGUGUCCCGGGAGAGCCCGGGGCUGGUUCCUGACUGGAAUUACACCGGGCCAAGCCCGGGAGAAGCGUUCUCUUCCCUGGAGAAGCGUCUGGAGCAAAUCCUGCAGGCUCUGAGCAAGCUUUGGGAUGAGGUUUCCCCGGGGAAAUGCAGCAGGGAGUGAGGAGGAGGAGGCAGAGGUCUGAUGGUGCCCGUGGGGGACCCGGUCCCCGUUAUUUCCCUGGAAAUAUCCUGGCCGGCACCCGGGGAGGCUCCAAAAUGGGAUUUUUUCCAUCGGGAUCGGCUGUGACCCCCUCCAGGGCUGGGCUGAGCCCCCCAGGGCUGGGCUGAGCCUCCCAGGGCCGUGGAGGGUCCCUGGAGCAGCUCUGGAGUGAGCAUCACCCCAAAACCUCGGACUGUGGCGGUGUUUUGGCCUUUCCCGGUGCUGCUGCAGGACCGGGAGGCUCCGAAGAGGCCGAUCCGAGCCGGGCUGGGGCAUCACGGCCUCCAGAGCUGAGUUAGGAGAUCUCAUUACCCCAAUUAAUGCUGCUCCCAGUUCACACCAGUCACCCGGAGCGAGGGUCCCGGCGCUCCCCAGUUCAGGUGAAGCCCCCCCGGGACUCUCCCCCCGCCUCCCUUUGGGGUCAGGCACGGGGAGCUGUGGAGUGUGGAGCAACCCCGGGAUUCUGGAUUUACCAGCCCUCCUCCCACUGCGGGCAGCCUGUAAUUAGCCGCGCUCUUAAUGAGUUUUGGGGAAGUUUUGGGUGCAGCCCGCCCGUGGUGCCCUCCCUCCCUCCCGCGGGACCCACAAAUAGCAGGGAGCGCCGGGGAGCUCCGGCAUUCCCGAGCCGCUCCCGGGACUCCCAAACCGCUUCCCGAGGGACGAUGGAGCCCUGGAUCCUCCUGGUGGGGGCAGGAAUUGUCCUGGGCUGCGUGUCCGGCCAUCUUUACACGUCCCCCGAGUCCUGCGAGGGUCGCUGCGGGGAGCCCUUCAGCGAGGAUGACGAGUGUCAUUGUCACCGCGAGUGCGGGACACAGCACAGCUGCUGCGAGGACUACGAGAGGCACUGCGGGCCCGGUGGGGAAGGGGCCGAGGGUGGAGCUCGGAGCCGCGAUGGAUUCUCCAGCAGCCGCGAUUCCAUCACGGAGCAGGAGCUGCUGGAGCUCUCGGAGCAGCUUUACCGGCUGGACCACAACAAAGCCCGGCCCGGUGACAUCGCCAUCAACCCCCAGCACCUGGCGGGACCCGACGAGACCGGGGACAAGCAGGACCGGUCCCCGCAGCCGCUCUACAAAUACGUGAACGAGGCGCUCUUCUCCAAGCCCACCUACGCCAGCUUCAUUAAGCUGCUGGAUAAUUACCAGAGGGCCACGGGCAGGGAGGAGGAGGUGACGGCCGAGGAAUUGCGGGAGCAGGAUCGUUUCCUCCAGGAGGUGAUGAAAACCGAGCUCAUGAAGAAACUCUUCGUGUUCCUGCAGGGGAAAAACCGCUACAGCUCCGAGGAGGAGUUCGUGCAGGAUUUGAAGGAGAUGUGGUUCGGCCUCUACUCCCGAGGGGAUGGAGAACGGGAUUCCAGCGGCUUCGAGCACGUUUUCUCAGGGGAGGUGAAAAAGGGAAAAGUGUCCGGAUUUCACAACUGGAUCCGCUUCUACCUCCUGGAAAAGCAGGGCGGCGUCAACUACUUCAGCCACAACUUCAACGGGCCGUGGGACACGUACCCCGAUGUGCUGGGGCUCCAGUUCAGCUGGGACGGCUUCUACAAAGAGGUGGGGUCGGCUUUCAUCGGCUGCAGCCCCGAAUUCGAGUUCGGCCUCUACUCCCUCUGCUUCCUGGCGCGGCCCGGCCGGGCGUGUCACCUGAGCCUGGGCGGGCACCGCCUCAGCGUCCAGACCUACCCCUGGACCAAAUCCAGCUCCAGCAGCGGCAGGAGGUUCAUCGCCACCGCCUACGUGAUGUCACCCUGAGGGGGGCACGGCUGGGGGGGCGAGCACCGCCCGCCCCGGGGUGGCCCCCGCGCCCCUCGGGGCCGGGAGUGGCCGCGCUGCGGGCCCGGGGCGGGGGCCCGGAGGGGCCCGGGAGGAGCGGCGGGGGUCGAACCCCGCGGGGAGGGGGCGAGGGGGACACCCCCAGACCCCGCCGUGUGUCGCGGGCCCGGGCUCGGCGGAAGAGCGGAGGGAAGGGAAGGAUUUGGCACGGAAAGAGGAUCCUGAGCGGAAUAAAAACGCUGC